AAGCACCAGCCACACAUUAUUGCCGGCAAGAUGAAGCGGUUGCUAUCGCUCGGCGCGCGGACGCCUCGUCGGGCCUCCGUGCCACUUCAUCGCCAUCUGUUCACAUCAGAAACUCCUGCUGUGCCCAAGUCAGAGCGUGAUCGCGAAUUCCUGGCUGCAUUGCAGGUUUUCUACCGUUUAGAGGGUCAUUUCACCGUUCCGUUCGAGUUCGUGGUGCCCACUCCUCCUUCAGACGUCGAUGUCGAGAGUUUCCCGUGGCCCAAGAAGACAUGGGGCAUGGAUCUAGGCAAUCGACUCCGUCUCUUCACACGUGGGCGUUGUAGUCCCUUUAAAUGUGCGUUGCUACGUACUGUCGGCUUCCCGUUUGAUGACUGGAAGACGUACGUGUGGGAAAUGCAGAUCAUCCCGUCGCUCAAGGUUUUCCAGGAACAGGAGGGUCAUCUUUUCGUACGUCAAAGCUUCCAGGUGCCAGUGGGUGACGACAGGUGGCCACGUGCAGCAUGGGGCGUCAAACUCGGCUCACAAUGUCAAUUAAUCCGUCGUGACGCUGAGGAUGGUCUCUCGGAGCAACGCAAGCAGCAGCUAGACGCCAUGGGUUUCGUCUGGAGUGACGCGCAAUGGAAGUGGAAGAUGCAGUUCCUCACAGCCAUGAAGCACUACAGGAAUCUCUAUGGACACUGCGCAGUACACCACACCUUCAAGGUGCCUACAAACGACCCAUUCUGGCCCGAGGUGAACUGGGGAUACAGGCUCGGACAUGCCGUAGCCAAGGUUAAAGCCAAUUUGGAGGAACACGCCAUGACACCUCGAGCUAUGGCGGAUCUUAGAGAACUAAACUUCUUCGAGGACGGACUGUCGCGUGAUGUCUGGCGGGAAGCCUUGAUGCCGAGCUUGGAGCUCUAUCCGAGUCUCUUUGGCGACACAUUCAUUCCGCAAGACUUUGUAGUGCCCAGUGAAGCUCCAUGGCCUGAACGUGCGUGGGGCAUGAAGCUCGGAUACAUCGUGGAGACCAUCAACUCUAGACGCAUCUUUAAAGACGAGAUCCAGAAUGACAAACAGAAGCUCAAGGAACUCGGUUACGCGUGGGAAUCGCUCUUCGGGAAAUGGGCCAAGGAGCUGCUACCAGCGUUACGAUUAUACAAAGCCAAGUAUCAUCAUUGUGACGUGCCGUCGUGGUGGGUUGUGCCUUCGAACGACGAGUCCUGGCCCAAGGCGCUGCGUGGGUAUCACCUGGGCAAGCAGGUGGUUCGAGUUCGACGCAAUGGACGCGGCAGUACCGAUGUGGCUGAUGUUCUGUCCGAAUUGGAGGCUCUCGGCUUCAAGUUUAACGCAUUUGAGAGUUAUUUCGUCGACCGUGUACUGCCGGCGUUAGAAGUGUACGCGGAGAUCUACGGCGACACUCAUGUGCCUCAAGGUUUCAUCGUGCCAUCCGAGAGCACAUGGCCGCGCCCUUCGUGGGGGACGAAGCUUGGUCACACUGUACGCAACAUACGCAAUCGGCAUCAGCACGCGCAACAAGUAGAAAUAUAUCGCGAUCGACUGGAAGAACUCGGCUUCGUGUGGAGCAUUUACAAGUCCACAGCUGCUACGAAGCGCGACAUUGUGGACCCCAGUGUGGAAAUCUACAAGGAAAUCAACGGCGAAGACGCUGAAGUACCGAGGAAUUUCACUGUGCCUGCAGACGAUUCGCGUUACCCCGAAGUAGCGAAGAACUUUGAGCUGGGCGCAUGGAUCUCUCAGUACAACAAGCGCAGCACUGGGUUACUCCCGUUCCAGACUCAAGAAGGCAAGAAGAAAGCGAUUGCAGCCAAUGACAAGCGUCAUGCGCAGGCCAGAGCUCAAGGAAAACUUACGACUCAUGCUGAGCAGUACUGGAAGGAUGUAUUGUUGUCUUCUUUCCUAGCUUAUGCGAAGCUACAUGGCAGUUGUGAAGACAUGGACGGCAGCUUUAUUGUACCAAACGAGGAGCCGUAUCCGCAGUCCGCCUGGGGUCUUAAUCUCGGUCUUCGUCUGCGUCAUGUACGCCACGGCGUCCGCUACGCGAGGGAAAUCGCCAAAUACAGGGACGAACUACUCGAGAUUGGUGUACUACGUGAUGGAGACGGCAUCCCGAUGGAACUGAAUGACGACGAGUACACUGAAGAUGACGAGGACUUUGAGGAAGACGAUGAUUUUGAAGAAGAGUAUGAUGAUCAAGAAGACUUUGAUUAUGAGGAUGAAGACGAUGACAGCGACGAGGACGAGCAGCGCAGAAAAGCACACCUCAACUAGUGCCAACUAUCAAGACGUCAAGAUGUCAUGUGAUGGUGCAAUGCUGUUAGGAGUUUUGAGAGAAACGAAUAUAUUGUGUUCAAGCGCCUCAAGACCCGACGUACGCACUAUUCUACACUGUACACGCUCCUCCUAUGGGGAUCAGAGAGUCAUCAACGACAAAAUACUAAUUACAUGUCCACAGGACGCCGCCUGGAGUCGACAAGCUGUGGCAUACUUUGUGUUCUCUGCGCGGACAAGAUGCCUUCAAUCCGGUCAACCGUCUGCUCAAUGGAGCUGAUUCGCGACGAGUGUUGAGUCAACGUCGCCAACAGCGUAUCGUGUUGCUGAGCCAGGAGCUGCUGGGUGGAUGUGAUGCGGUGGAAGAGCUCGAUGCAGGACGAGUCAAGACUCUGAAGCUGAGCGGGGGCUGCUUGUUGAGCAACUGCGAUGUUUCCAGGCUCUGCAGACACCAGAUCAGUGAUGCAGAGCUUCGAGUUGGUCGUGUUGGAAGCCUUGGACGAUGUCAGCUUGACGUUUGGAUCCAGAAGUUGAUACCGCGGUUGUGAGUUCGGAGCCGAGGACGGAGUCUUCGGUCCUGAACGACGCAAACUGCCUCGCUUACUACUGCGUACACUGCCGUUCGAUGACACACUGGAAGCGUUGGAACGAGGCUGCGUAAUCCGGAAGUCUCCGUCCUCAAUCUCCUCCGGAACACUCUGAAGCGAAGCAGCACGAAUCUCUGGGAAAGAAGGCAUCGAUUCCCGGCGCUUGUGACGCUUCUGCUUCAUUGCAGGCGGGACAGGCACAGAGCCUUCGCCUAUCAGCAGUUUUUCAGCUGCUGAAGACGCGUAAGAGAGUACUUCCAUCGAUCGAAGUGGCAACUUCUGCUUCGGCUUUGGGUCCAUGACAAACACCGAACCGAUGACGAUCCCCGUGCUGGGGUCACAGAUCGGCGUCGUAGCGUAGAAGCGGAUGUUAGCAGAGCCUGUAACCAAAGGAUUCUGGUUAAAUCGAGGGUCCUUGGUCGCGUCCAUGACGAUCGUAGGCAGCGGAGUCUGCAGCAAUUGAGAACAGAAGGCGAUUUCUCGAGGUAACUCCGCCUGUGCGAUACCGUAACGAGCCUUGUACCAUUGACGCGUCUGAUCCAUAAAUGCCACUGCAGCUACGUUGCAUUCGAGAACUUGUCGAACGAGUUCACAUACAGCAUCGUACUCUUUCUCUGGCUCUGUAUCUAGUACUUUGAACUGCGUGAGUAUUUCGUGUCUGCGAGCUUCGUAGAUCUCGAACUGUUCGUGCUCCGGAAGAAACUCAAUCAUGUCUGUAGCGGGGAUAAUUGGCUGUCCUCGGCGACUUCCCCUUUGACUAGCAGGGAUCGUGGGUCCGCCGCUGCCUCCAAGACUGCUGGUAUCACUCGCGUCACUAUCUGCG
Messenger RNA from Phytophthora nicotianae INRA-310, 3681 nucleotides. RefSeq lists its product as hypothetical. The coding region runs from base 31 to 2271 and encodes 746 amino acids. The transcript has a single exon. The record is from RefSeq and is a predicted model, not a curated record. NCBI's taxonomy places the organism in Eukaryota, Oomycota, Peronosporomycetes, Peronosporales, Peronosporaceae.